AUGCCAGCCUCCGCAGGUUCGUACCUUGCCUCUGCCUCGUCCUGCCGUGCCCUGCUGCGGAACACCCGACCGCAAUACUCCCAGCGCUCCUUGGCGCAUCUUGCUGGCGCUCCAUUGCUGAGCCAGGCAUCGUCUCGAGCUGCCUCUGCGACCAUCAACCGUCGCUCAUACGUCUCUGCCCCCUCUGCACUCGUCUCUCUCUGCCGCUCUCCUCCUUCGCUAUGUGCUACCCUUCGCGCGUUUCACUCGUCGGUACCGCGUGCGCUUCCACCCUCUGCAGAGACCGCCAGCUACCGUCUUAACCAUGUGAUGCUCCGUGUCAAGGACCCCAAGAAGUCGCUCGAGUUCUACGAAAACGUGCUUGGCAUGGACGUCAUCGACAAGCACGACGGCGGUGACUUUACGCUCUACUUUUUGGCCUACCAGCACCAGAAGGGCGUGAGCCGCGGCGAGCGUGAAGCCAUCCUCGAGCUCACGCACAACCACGGCACCGAGAACGACGACUCGUUCGCCUACCACAACGGCAACAACGAGCCCAAGGGCUUCGGCCACCUGUGCGUCUCGGUCGACGACAUCCAGGCCGCCUGCGACCGCUUUGAAAAGCUCGGUGUCAAGUUCCAGAAGCGCCUCACCGACGGAAAGAUGCGCAACAUCGCCUUCAUCCUCGACCCCGACAACUACUGGAUCGAGAUCAUCGCCACCAACAAGCCCCAGUAA
Molecule: messenger RNA, 717 nt
Organism: Moesziomyces antarcticus
Lineage: Eukaryota; Fungi; Basidiomycota; Ustilaginomycetes; Ustilaginales; Ustilaginaceae
Product: glyoxalase I
Exons: 3
Coding region: 1-717 (238 amino acids)
Molecular function (GO): lactoylglutathione lyase activity; metal ion binding
Source: RefSeq, a predicted model, not a curated record